Molecule: messenger RNA, 624 nt
Organism: Pocillopora verrucosa
Lineage: Eukaryota; Metazoa; Cnidaria; Anthozoa; Scleractinia; Pocilloporidae
Source: RefSeq, a predicted model, not a curated record
AUGCGUCGAGAGGAAAUGGUCAAAAACGUUUUGUACGCAGCAGGGCUGUUGAUCAAGAGCCUGCUGUUAUGCUGUACAGCUGCAGAGCAAUGGGAGGCUACGGGCCAGCCGGAAGUUUCCAAGUUUGGUAUGAUGCUACAACGCCAUAUUUUCAAGAGGAUCACGGAGGCUGGUCUUUCAGAUGUGUGCUUGCGGGAAUGCUAUGCUGACGUCAGAUGUCAAAGUUUCAACUACGUCUUUACGCAAGACAUUUGUGAGCUGAGCAACCGAACCAAGGAGGCCAGACCAGAGGAUUAUGUUCCGAACCCUGAAAGAUUUUACUUUAAGCGAGAUUACAAAAGAGUCCCUCUCGGUUCCAUUCCUGAGCUGCCUGCGGAGACUUGCCAUGAAAUCAAAAGUAGCGAAGGAGGACAAGCGGUUAGCGGCAAAUACUGGUUUCACUCGAUUGUACCCGAGAGUAGUUUUCUGGCUCCCUGUGACAUGAAAACUGAUGGUGAAUUCAACUGUUUAUCAAUUCUACUACAGACCAAAAAUGGUUUACCACAAACAAAAGCGUUGACAGAGAUGUUAUGGGUAGACUGCGACCCCCUUGCCCCCCCCCCUCCCAAAAACACACAUAGAUAA